AUGGUGAGUCAAGCUGAAAAUAGAGAAUCGAUUAGGGAGGAUGAAGCUGAACUGGAGCUUCGCAGACUCCGAGAAGUUGCCAAGCUUGCGGCUAUAUAUCACAGCGGCGAAAGAAAGUUUCAGAGAAGAACGGAUCUUUCGCACGUCGUGCACGCCAGUCUACACUUUGUUCAACUCGUGUUCACAUCGGCUAUCGAAGUGUUUCAUCAUGUGCAUCACUAUAUGAACAAACGUGCACGAGAAAAAGAUGAUACAGUCCCAUCAUUGCCGGAAGAAAGAAACCCCAUUUUCUUCGUGUAUCCUAUCUGCAUGUUGCUGAGCCUUGUUCUUAUGAUCCUUUGGCUUGUUAAAAAGAUACUUCCCGACAGGCCUAUAAUACCUCUCACAAUAUGCGCGUCAGGAGCUAUUCUGAUGCUUGUGACAGGAAUAAUGGAGAUGAAACACGCCGAUAUGUACAUCGAUGUUACUGAAUUUACUGACGAAGAAAUAUUGGAGCAUCCUAUCUUCAUUCAUAACUUUGUAAUGUGCAUAUUAUCGAUCUUCGUUAUGAGUCUGUAUCUAAUUCAAACGUGGGUUCUUUUCGACCAAUGGCAGUGGGUGCGUGGGCAUAAGCAAUUAUUCAUUCGGGAUACAUCGGAUGAUACGCGAAGUUCCAGUUCUACUAGCGCAGACGAAAGUGAUCAUUCCAUAACAGAAGAAAAAAUUGGCGUACACGAUUCCGAUAUCGGAGAACUGCCACCGAUUCCUACCCUGAAAGAAUUGACCGCUCUCGCUGCAAUCGCUGAUAGUCCGGAUAUGGACGACGAACCGAUACUUUAUUGCUGCUUCGUCGACUGGUACAAUUAUAUUAAAAUGAAAAUGGAAAGUAAACCAAAGCAUGAGUUCCAAAUAAUUCACGUCAUGUAA
Molecule: messenger RNA, 906 nt
Organism: Temnothorax curvispinosus
Lineage: Eukaryota; Metazoa; Arthropoda; Insecta; Hymenoptera; Formicidae
Exons: 5
Coding region: 1-906 (301 amino acids)
Source: RefSeq, a predicted model, not a curated record